Molecule: messenger RNA, 1683 nt
Organism: Ramularia collo-cygni
Lineage: Eukaryota; Fungi; Ascomycota; Dothideomycetes; Mycosphaerellales; Mycosphaerellaceae
Exons: 3
Coding region: 1-1683 (560 amino acids)
Molecular function (GO): protein binding
Source: RefSeq, a predicted model, not a curated record
AUGCCUUUCGGUUUCAACAUGCUGCCUGAUUUCGCGGUCGAGCCUACCGUCAUGAGGAUUGCGUUGACCUCCAACCUGACCAACGACCGACGCGAAUUCAACAUCCACGCCGACGGUGAGCCCAUCACCAUCGGCCGUGCCUCGCGCACCCGAGGAAAGCAGCUCGAGGCCCAGAACGACAACGCCCUGUUCGACUGUCCUGUCGUUUCCCGCAUCCACGCCGAGCUCCGUGCAUCGACGAAGCAGCCUUUCGCCCAAGAGGUCACCAUCGCCGACUUGUCAUCGCUGCACGGUACCAAAGUCAACGGCCUGCCGCUCCUGCCCGACUCCCGCUUCGUUCUUAGGACGGGUGACGUGAUCAAGCUGGGAGAGCGGGUGACUAGAGGUAACGGAGUCUCCGUCACUUUUGAACGCCUUCCGCGCCAGAAUUCCAUGUCUUCCAUGGCUACCUUCGAGCCUACCACCACCAUCCGCGGCUUCCGCGCUCCCUCGCUCUCCGACGGCUCGGAUCUUGACAGCGAUCAUGCGGCAUCUUUCGUGAGCGAUGGCCAAUAUCAUCCAUCUUCCGCGAAGACCACCCCGGAACAGAACAAGAUGAAGCUCGGCACGCAAAAUGUUCCCAUCGCCGUCGACGACGACUCGCAUGGAUUCGAAGAAGACAUCGUCCACUCUCUCCGUGACUCAGAGUCCUAUGACCGCCCUGCUUUCAACUCCAACCAGCCGACGGACUUUGAUAGCUUCUCCGACGCCGGCUCAGUGCAAGACGCGCGCUACGUUGACAAUACAUAUCUCAUCGACGACGGAGGCUCCCAGGGCGCCGAAUCGGAGGACGACUCCGAUAUCGAUCACAUCGAUGAAGUAGAGUACGGUGAGGAUGAGGAGGAUGACAACUUGUCCCAAUCAGCUUCGGAUCUCAGCUCUGACGAAGCUUCCGAUGUGGAGAAUGAGCGCGAUGAGGAGGAUGCACGAUUUGGGGAGCCUGCUUACCGCGAGCUGUCCCCAGAACUCGGCACCUUUGACGAUACUACAGACGUCACCUCUACUCUGGCUGACAUUCCAGGCAUGAAGCAGUCUCGUUGGGACAUCCCAUCGUCCAAGCAGUACGAUCCUGCGCACAGCUCUCUGGCUGCUGUCAAGCAAACUUCCGAGCCGAGCCACCAGUCUGGGCGUAUCACCACUUCGUUUACUGGUCACUGGGAUGUCCAGCACCCAAUCAUCGCAAAGUUCCCCAAGUCAACGCUGCCGACGUUGGAACAGGGUGUGAUUCAACCACCCACCCUUUCACAGGCGCUGUUCCCAAUGUCAAUCGACGCCAUUGUCGACAAGACCAUCGUCGAGGGCUCGACGACUGUUGAGGAGACGAUCAACAAGGAGAUUACUGGCAUCGAGUCUUUCAGCAAGGAGAUUGCUCCCGCGACCGGCACGGAUGGUAUCACCAAGCGUAAGCGUGACGAGGUGGAUGACGCUGCCGACGUCCUCUGCCCACCAGCGAAGAAAGCUGUGCAAGCUCCACCAGCACCACCAGCCCGCCGUCGUUUGGCACCAAAGAAGCAGCGUUCCAUCAUUCGCGAGGCCGUUGUGAGCGCCACUCAGGCUGCUGCAUUCGCUGCUGUUGGCGCCGUCGGCACCGUUGCUUUCUUGAGCAGUCCAAUGGCAGAGUCGUUGAUUCAGUGGUUGGGCUAG